Molecule: messenger RNA, 1575 nt
Organism: Cryptomeria japonica (Japanese cedar)
Lineage: Eukaryota; Viridiplantae; Streptophyta; Pinopsida; Cupressales; Cupressaceae
Product: transcription factor MYB92
Exons: 3
Coding region: 96-1283 (395 amino acids)
Source: RefSeq, a predicted model, not a curated record
UUCGUCUUCUGCUGCACUUUUUAUUCCAAACACAAAGAUUUUCUCUUUUGUUUUUUGUCCAAGACAAGAGAAAAGAGAAGAGAACUCGGGUACUCAUGGGUCGUGCACCGUGCUGCGACAAAGUGGGGCUGAAGAAAGGCCCCUGGACUCCUGAAGAGGACGACAAGCUCGUCUCUUAUAUUCACCAGCACGGCCAUGGCAGCUGGAGAGCCCUUCCCCAGAAUGCUGGGCUUCUGAGGUGUGGGAAGAGCUGCCGUCUGAGAUGGACUAAUUAUCUGAGGCCAGAUAUUAAGAGAGGAAAUUUCAACGUGCAGGAAGAGCAGACAAUUAUUCAGCUCCAUGCCCUCCUUGGUAACAGAUGGUCGACCAUAGCAACCCAUCUUCCAAAGAGGACAGACAACGAAAUAAAGAACUACUGGAACACGCAUCUGAAGAAGCGGCUGUCCAAAAUGGGCAUAGAUCCCGUAACACACAAGCCCAAAUCUGAAUCCCUUGCCCUAGCAGAGGGACAAUCCAAGAGCACUUCAGCCCUGAGUCACAUGGCGCAGUGGGAAAGCGCAAGACUAGAAGCCGAAGCUCGUCUAGCGAAGCAGUCGAGGCUGAGGUCAAGGGGGAGCUUAUUCGCAAGCCAUAUGACCCUGCCAUCUCCCACAGAAGUCCUAAGAACCAGAACUCCCUGGAACAGGGACCCAUUAAAGCUCCAGGCAACCGCCAGGUGUCUGGACGUGCUGAACGCCAAGCUGUUACAAGAUCCCACAACAACAAACCCAUUAAUGGAAUCCUCUCCGACUUCCAGCCUGAGUUUCACCGAAGGAUCUGCAUUCGAUCAGAAAUCAGGGAGGUCCCAGGUUCAAUUCCCAAUGCCCUCCAUUGACACCCUCAGCCAAGCUCUCAACGAAAAGAAGCCCUUACCAGACGAGCUAGCCCGGUCUCUCACGGACACCGACAACGACAACGACGUCAAGAGUUCGAAUCCCGGAGACCCAAAUCUUGUACUGUUCCAGGAGUUUAUGCCCUUCCCCCCUCGGUGCUCCAGCCCGCCAUCGGUCUCUUCGCCCGAGGAACAUUCCAUGCUGGCUAAUGAUGAUGAUGACACGACUGCAACUACAACUCCUUCUUUGGAAGAUUGCUUCAACACAGAUUAUCUUCUCGAUCUCACUGAAUCACCCAACUGUAAUGAACUGCUCGAAGAGCAAACCUCCAUGACAAAGGAUUACUGGAGCAAUAUACUGAACCUGGUAAAUUCUCCAGAACGCGAUUCCCCAAUUCACCCAAUCUUCUAAAUUACUCAACCCAUUAGCAGCAGCAGCAGUUAAUUACUGUUAAAAGAGCCUAUUUUGUACAUGUUUACCGUGUCAACUUACAGUGUCCCUCUCCUACUAAAAGUCAUACAUGUCAAUGUAAUCCAUCCCUAUCCAAGAUUACAAAAUGUAAUCCAUCCCCAUUACAAAAUGUUUUAUCCCUAUCCAGGAUUACAAAAUGUAAUCUAUCCCCAUUGUCAAGGUUAUCAAAAAUGAUAAUUUUGUUUCUUAAUCUCAAUCAUAAUUCCGUUUUGUCAAUGGUAAAUUGCAAAUA